AUGUUAAGGUUGCUCAGAAUUCUGAGAGAUUUCUGCACAUGCUACAGGAAAAAGGUUGUUGUGGGGGGUGAGAGAGGGACAGGGAGGACGUGGAGAGACACGGGGACAGCAGAACCGCAGGUGACACAGAGGCAUAGCACGAAACCCACAUUGGUUCUAGACCUUGACAAUACCCUAGUCUAUUCGACCUUUAGGAUGCCAAAGCUCUACGACUUCUGUGUGGAGAUUCCAAGAAGUAGGAACAUACUGAUAUAUGUGAAGGCCAGGCCGUAUGCUGCAGAGUUUAUUAGUGCUGCCGAAGCACUGUAUGAAGUGGUCAUCUUCACAUCUGCGAAAAGGGAGUAUGCCAAGAAAGUUGUUGACAGGAUUGACACGAAUAAGAACAUAAGCCGCAUUCUGUAUAGGGAGUCGUGCACGUUUACAAACGGGAGGUAUGUCAAGGACUUGCGCAAGGUCGGAAGAUCCCUGGACAGAGUAAUUCUGAUUGACGACAACCCUUACUCAUAUGAACUCCAGCCCCGGAAUGGAAUCCACAUUCCUCCAUACACGGGGGCAGAGGAUGACGACUCCCUUCUUAAGAUCCUAAGGUUUCUGGAGGGACUCCCCAAGGACGACCUACUUGGAGGUACAUGGCAGGCGCCCUUUAGAAAUAGUCCAAUGACUGGAUUUGGAACAUUGUGA
Molecule: messenger RNA, 681 nt
Organism: Encephalitozoon cuniculi GB-M1
Lineage: Eukaryota; Fungi; Microsporidia; Unikaryonidae
Product: Dullard-like phosphatase domain-containing protein
Exons: 1
Coding region: 1-681 (226 amino acids)
Molecular function (GO): phosphoprotein phosphatase activity
Source: RefSeq, marked provisional